CCUUCACGUGUGGGCCGUACUUUGUAUACCGCCUGCCAUUUUUAGUCAAAUUGAGCUUUCAGUCGUUUGAUAGACGGUGCACAAUUCGAAAACGUGUGACUAAUUCGUAACUACCUAAUCUUUUUGUUAUUUAGUGAAACCGUCAAACUCAAAUUAAGAUGAAUGUCGAAAGAUACGCUGAUUCGGAUCUGAAAUACCCAACCGUUAUACAUUUGACAAUUAUAUCUAUGGAUUAAAAAGUAGCAAACAGGAAUUUGACGAAAAAUCAAAAUCUUCCUGGAUUUUGUCACGCAAUUAGAACUUGUUCUAAUAUUUGCGAAGUUGGAAGUCAAACUCCAUGGAGUCAACCUUCUUUUCCUUUCCAUCAUAUUGAACAACCUUAAAAUUCAAGUAUACAUCUUAGAAUUACAGUAUUCAACAAUAUGGUUUCUGUUUAUGAGAUUCACCUCAAAAUACAUAUAAAAAAAAAAUGUUUCUGGCCUGGCAAGAAUUUGUUGUGUAGUUAGCACUACUGUGUACGGUCAGAUAAUCAGUGGAAUUGGAAAUAUCACAAAACCUCAGAAUGACGUUGAAUAGAUCCAUUUGAUAAAUUCUUGAAGAAAUUGUCGAUGUAAGACGGGUAAUAUGGAAAAGAGCAACGUCUGUGACCGGCUUUAGCUUUGUUUACUAUCGGAUUUGACAUCUCGACAGAUUCCCAGCGUUGUGGUUAUGUAUUUUCACCCUUUUCCUUAUAUUUUUGGAAAUAUUAUUUAUUAAGAUGAACUUACUUUUUGUAUAUAUAACGUGUUUGAUAGCUACAGCAAGCGCAAAAAAAUUCAAAGAUAAUGAAAAACCGGAGUGGGCAAAGAAAGACAUCAGAGACUUUACAGAAGCAGAUAUGGAAAGGCUAUUAGAGCAGUGGGAAGAAGAUGACGAACCGUUGGAGGAGGAUGAAUUACCAGAGCAUCUUCGUCCCAUGCCAAAAAUCAAUCUGAAUGAAAUCAACACAGAUGAUCCUGAAUCCCUGUUGCAAGCUACAAAGAAAGGCAGGACUUUAAUGACUUUUGUGCAAGUAGCUGGACACCCUAGUAGAGAUGUGACUGAAGAACUAACAAAGCUAUGGCAAACAAGCUUAUGGAAUAGUCAUAUACAGGCUGAACGAUAUCUUGUUGAUGACAAUAGGGCCAUAUUUUUGUUCAAAGAUGGAUCCCAAGCAUGGCAAGCAAAGGAAUAUUUAAUUGAACAAGAUAAAUGUGAAAGUGUUACAAUAGAAUCUAAGGUAUAUCCUGGAAAAUACUCAAAACCUAAGGAGGAGCUGUAAUUUACUAAUUUAUUUUAUAUGAAUAAAUAAUUCUACAAAUUUUUGUAUCUUGAAUAAUGCAUAUGUCUAGAAGUA
This is a messenger RNA of Acanthoscelides obtectus, 1375 nucleotides long. The record is from the annotation of a GenBank genome assembly. Lineage: Eukaryota; Metazoa; Arthropoda; Insecta; Coleoptera; Chrysomelidae.